Molecule: messenger RNA, 1059 nt
Organism: Naegleria lovaniensis
Lineage: Eukaryota; Heterolobosea; Eutetramitea; Acrasida; Naegleriidae
Exons: 1
Coding region: 1-1059 (352 amino acids)
Biological process (GO): regulation of DNA-templated transcription
Molecular function (GO): sequence-specific DNA binding; zinc ion binding
Source: RefSeq, a predicted model, not a curated record
AUGGAUUUAUUCUCUUCAAACAGCUCCACCAUCGAAGACUGGAUCUUGUUACAACAUGAUCAUGAAGGGAAUGGACAGAAGGAAGAUGAUCAACAAGCCACUUGUUUCGAGAAGACUACAAGUGUGAAACAUGUUCUCCUUUCUCCAGUGCUCCAAAUUCAUGGAGCAGCUGCUACAUGCAAACCAAACGUACCAACCAUGACGAUACCCAUGUUACAGACACACCCUGCGAACCAUACGACGACACAUCAUGAUCUAAAGAAUCCUUAUCGAGAAGAUAUUUCAUCAUGUUUGAAUGAUCCGUUAAAGAUCUCAAACGAUGUGUUGUCGAAUGGUGCUCCCUCCUCACCACAACAACUUUCAACCUCGAAAGGAAACUUAUCAUUCCAUCCUAAAGAUCCAAUACAGUCAAAUAAUGUACACAACGAAUUUCACAACAACCGACUGAAAAAACGAACACGUUCAAUGACCACAAAGAAUUCACAAUGUGAAAAUUGUGGAACUCGCUCCACUCCAACAUGGCGAAAAAAUCCAUCGACUGGUCAAACAUUGUGUAACAAGUGUGGAUUGUAUGAAUUGAGAUAUGGAAUGAAUCGACCUGUCAAGGAAUAUCUCAAAUUAGGAAGAAGAAAAAGACAUGUGGCAACGGAAGCUGAGGGAUCAUCAUCCACAAGCAAUGUCUCAGCGUCAACUUCUGGAGACGAACUCCCUGAAUGUGAAUGUAAAAAGAUGAAACAGGACCAUAUAAUUUCAACUCAAUCCAACGAAAGUAAUUUGACAGAAACUCUAAAUCAUGAAGGACAAGUACAUCAUGGUUGGUCAUCAUUGAAUGUGUUAAAGGAUCGAUUGAAAGAAGCCUCUGAAAGAUAUCCAGACAUUAUUCAAACCUUAAUUUCAUUGAUUCGAAAACAUGUCUUGACUCAACCUCAAAUUCUUUCACAGAUUUUACAAACCUCUCAAAUUUCACAACAACCACAAUCAUCAGAUCAUGGAGAAUUAUCCGCCAAGGAAGAUGUAUCAUUUACAGAUAUGUUAAUAUUGGAAAAAAGUAAUGAAUAA